AUGAAGUUUAACUGCGUGGUUGUGUUUAGUGUCUUUGUCAGGGUGUCGAGCGGUGAGAACUGGACGUUUCCAUCCUGGUUCAUGUUCGGGGCUGCCACAUCAGCAUAUCAAAUAGAAGGGGCCUGGAAUUUCGGGGAUAAGAGCGAAAGUAUUUGGGAUAGACUGUUGCACACCUAUCCUUCGAUUGUGUUCGACAAGUCCAAUGGAGAUGAAGCGUGCUUUUCUGCUGAUUUCUGGACAAGAGAUAUCGAGAUAGCUCACGAGCUGGGUCUUCAAAUGUACAGAUUCUCAAUAUCCUGGCCUCGUGUGCUUCCAACUGGGUUCCCGAACAAAAUCAGCCAAUACGGCAAGAGUUACUAUAGCAAACUUAUCGAUGGUCUACUGAAGAAAGGGAUCCAGCCUGUUGUUACCAUGUACCAUUGGGAUUUGCCACAGUCUUUGCAAGAUCUUGGUGGUUGGACGAAUCCGUUAAUCGCUACAUGGUUUGCGGACUAUGCAAGAGUUUUAUAUUCCUUAUUUGGCGACCGUGUGAAGUACUGGAUCACUAUAAACGAACCGCUCACGAUCUGUGACGGUGGAUACAAUAAGAUGGCCGCUCCUUUCUUGAACGACAUGAAGAUAAGCAACUAUUUGUGCAGUAAACACGUGCUGUUGGCUCAUGCGAAGGCUUUUAGAAUAUACGAUGAGGAAUUUAGGAAGGCGCAAAGAGGAAAGAUUUCAUUGGCAAAUAUUUUCUUCUGGUUCGAGCCUGAGAAUGCCAUAAAAGACACAAAAGCUACGCAACUCACAAUGCAACUCUGGGAGGGUCGUUUCGGUCACCCAGUCUAUUCGAAAUCGGGAGGUUGGCCACCAGAACUGGAAAAACAUAUGGCUGUACUCAGCGCUAAGGAAGGGUAUAGACAGUCCAGACUCCCCCCUUUUACACCAGAAGAAAUAAAUCUUAUCAAAGGCACUUACGACUUCUAUGCAUUGAACCACUAUACCACCCGUUUAGUUCGUGCAGUUCCUCCGAAGGUGGCUGAUCCCUGGCCGUACUACGGGUCCAAGGAGUUAGGAGUCUCAUUCGUUAACCAUCCCAGUAGGAGAACGAUCGUCAUUGACUGGUUCCAAGUAUACCCUGAAGGUCUUCGGAAGCAGCUGCAUUGGAUUAAAGACAACUACGAGGUCAAAGACAUCAUGAUCACAGAGAAUGGGCUCCCAUCUCUUAGAGAUACUCACACUGAUUACGAUAGAUUAGACUAUAUUAGAGAAAAUUUGAAACAAGUAGGUUCAAGCUCUGGGCUCAGACCGCGUCACCUUAAGAGAGAAAUCAGAAUGUCGGCGUCACCUUUAGAUUUGGCAUCCAUAGGUGACGCCGACGUCGACCUGGGCUCACCCAAAGGGGCAAAACAAAAGAUGAGAAACUUGCUGUAA
Molecule: messenger RNA, 1413 nt
Organism: Spodoptera exigua (beet armyworm)
Lineage: Eukaryota; Metazoa; Arthropoda; Insecta; Lepidoptera; Noctuidae
Source: the annotation of a GenBank genome assembly